CGGUAAGUGAGACAGGAAGUAAUCAACUCCAUCGUAGAGAGAAGAAUUUUAGGUGCUGAUAUUGGUCACAGAGAAAAAUGCCUUGGGGCUGGAGGAGAAAAAGCUGGAACUGGGGAGGUGGUUAUGGGUCUUCCAAGAGUAAGAAGAGUAAAUCCAAGAAAAACAGAAGUUACUAUUCCAGCAGAGCAGAAGAGAAUUAUUUGGCGAGUUUACAGUGGCCAAGUUUUCCUCUGUAUGAAGAUUCUGUAGCAUCAAUUGUUGAUCUAACAACAAGCGAUGAUAUUGGUGACGAUGAGUUAGAUCAUCAGAUAUUGUUCGGUAGUGUCAGGGGUAAUGUUGUUGGAUUACAGUAUUAUUCAGGCAUGGUUAGUGGCCAUGAAAUGGUAUCAUUAGUAAGAGAACCAGAAAAUAGAUAUGAUCACAAUGCUAUUAAAGUAAUAGAUGUAAUGGGUCACCAAGUUGGACAUAUCAAAAGAGAAUUAGCUGCACCACUGUCUAAUAUAGUUGACGGAAACAUUGCCAGAAUAGAGGGAGUGGUACCAUAUGGUCAAAAUAAUACUUAUAGUAUGCCUAUUGACAUCUCCUUAUGGGGUAGAGCUGAAAAAAGAGAAGAAGCUAGUCAGAAACUUAGACGAUGUGGAUAUAUGUUGAAGGAUCCUGAAUAUGGUGGUAAUAAAUCAUCAGGUAGUGGUAGUAGUACUAGUACAUACAAACCAAAGGCUUCAUAUGGACCAGCUAUUGCCUUGUCAACAGAGCAGAUGAAAAAUGAAUUAGAUAAGUUAUUUGAUGACAACAAAGACUUUGAUCAAACUAUUACUGAUCAACCCGCUGAUGCUAUAGCCACCACAUUGUUUCCACACCAAAAACAAGCAUUAGCAUGGAUGAAGGCUAGAGAAAAUAAUGAAGAUCUUCCACCAUUCUGGGAAGAAAAGAAUGGCAACUUUAUUAACAGUUUAAUCAAUUUUAAAACUUCAAAAAGACCAUCAUCUUUACAUGGUGGUAUUUUAGCUGAUGAUAUGGGAUUAGGAAAGACAUUAGAGAUGAUUUCACUAAUAAUGAGUAAUUUCUAUGAUGCUAAACCUUUGGCAGUACCUGUGGUUGGAUUGGAAAAAGACUCCAAGAAAAAGAGGAAUGGGAAGAAGAAAACUAAGAAAACAAGUUCAUCAUCUGACAAUGUUGUAGUCACAUUAGAUUCUGGUGAUGAGUCUGAGACUGUAGAAUCUGGAAAUGUGAAAGAAGAAGAGAUCAUAGAGGAUGAGUCUGAUAUUAGUGGUGUGGAUGAACCAUUAGUUGCUAUGACAUCUAAAGAAGAUCCUGCAUAUAGCCCACAUUUGGUGAAGACUGCAGCAAAGACCUUAUCACCAGUUGUCAUAACAAGUAGACCAACCAGGACAAAAAAGAAACCUGUCAGGUAUACUUACAGCAUAAGACUAAACCAGUCUAGGAAUAAUUCAAGAGGUAAAGGCAAAAGAAAGACUAUUAUGAAUGAUGAAGUCUGUGAAGAUAUGGAAAUCACAAAUAGUAACAUAUCAAAGAAAUGUGUAUCCCAGGGAAAAGGAACCAAGAAAGGAAAGGGAAAAGGAAAAGGAAAAAGUGUGAAAAAGAAAACUGAUAUUGCAGAUGAAAAAACUGUUUGUAUUAUACCUUCUACAGUAACUGAGAGUUGCAUACCUUCUACAGUCACUGAGAGUUGCAUACCUUCUACAGUCACUGAGAGUUGCAUACCUUCUACAGUAACUGAGAGUUGCAUGCCUUCUACAGUAACUGAGAGUUGCAUACCUUCUACAGUAACUGAGAGUUGCAUACCUUCUACAGUAACUGAGAGUUGCAUACCUUCUACAGUUAAUAGUAGUGUAUCACAGCUGAGUAAUAUAAGUACUGCUUUAUCAAAUACUUCCACUGCCACAGCCUCAAAGCCAGGAUGUUCAAAUCAAGAAUAUUUUAUUGUUGAUGAUGACGAUGAUGAUGAUUACCUUCCAGAUCCACAGUUACUACAUGCUGAUCUGGCUGUGGAUCUCACUGGGAAGGUUCCUGCAAAGGGACCAAGACCAGCACUUAUUGUAUGUCCAUUGUCUGUACUAUCCAAUUGGCUUGAUCAGUUUGAGGAGCAUGUGAAGCCUAAUGUUGAUGUUAGGUUGUAUACAUACUAUGGUAAUGAGAGAACCAAAUUUUCUCACAUCUUAUCUCAACAAGAUGUGGUUCUCACUACUUACAAUACAUUAGCUAUGGAAUUCAAAACUUUAUCGGGAAAAGGACCAAUUCAUACAACAGAUUGGUUGAGAGUUGUGCUUGAUGAAGGUCAUUGUAUUAGAAAUCCUAAAGCACUCCAAACUAAAGCUGCAUAUUCUUUAAAGUCACAAAGAAGAUGGGUAUUGACUGGUACACCAAUCCAGAACUCCAUGAAAGAUUUAUUCUCUGUUAUAUCAUUUCUGAGACUAGAACCAUUGAAUGAAAGACAAUGGUGGCAGAGAACCAUAGAGAGACCUAUUCAACAUGGUAAUAAAGCUGCAUUAAUUCUUGUACAGAGACUAAUGAAAGGAAUAGCAAUGAGACGUACAAAGACUCAAAAAGUUAAUGGUAAACCACUGGUAGAACUGCCAGAUAAGAAAGUCUUUUUACAAACUGUUGAACUAUCUGAUGAUGAAAGAGCACUGUAUGAGACAAUGGCUAAGGAAGGCAGAGUUAAAAUUGGAAAGUACUUCAGAGCUGGUACAUUAUUAGCCAACUAUGGUGAUGUCUUGGCUAUACUUCUCAGACUUCGACAACUAUGCUGCCAUCCUGGUCUUUGUGCUGCAGCGGUGGCAGCCGCAGCGGCUGCUGUCACUACAGAUAAUGGAGAUGGUUCAAUUAGUGAAGAACAAAGAGAAAAGUUGGUUAAGAGUUUAUUAGCUGUAUUAAACCAAGGAUCAGAUGAAGAGUGUUGUAUAUGUUUGGACUCACUCACAUUGCCAGUUAUAACACAUUGUGCACAUGUAUUUUGUAAAAUGUGUAUUGAAAGUGUUAUAAAAAAUGAGCAGAACGUCUGUAUCAGGUUUGAUCUAGAUUAUUUCAUGCCAAGAUACAGCUGA
Saccoglossus kowalevskii is the source of this 3068-nucleotide messenger RNA. RefSeq names its product DNA-dependent ATPase/E3 ubiquitin-protein ligase HLTF-like. Gene Ontology annotation, biological process: DNA repair. NCBI's taxonomy places the organism in Eukaryota, Metazoa, Hemichordata, Enteropneusta, Harrimaniidae. Gene Ontology annotation, cellular component: nucleus. Gene Ontology annotation, molecular function: nucleic acid binding; zinc ion binding; ATP-dependent activity, acting on DNA. The record is from RefSeq and is a predicted model, not a curated record.